AUGCACUGGAGUGAUAGGUUUUGGUGGACAAUUGGUUUCGGUCUAUCACUUGGGCUAUGCGGUUCAAUGAUUCAAAACUUCUGGACGCAGUGGAAUGAGGAUCCAUUUAAGUUGAAUAUCGAUGGAACAGCAGACAUUUCGUCAAUUCCAUUUCCAACCAUAACAAUUUGCCCCAUAAUGAAAGCAUUGAAAUCCAAAUUAGACAUAUCAUCAAAAUUCAAUCAAAAUCUCGAGCCAAUAGCGAAUUUAUCGGACACGGAGUUAUCACAACUAGAUGUACUGAUACAAUUGUACUCUGUCCCAACGCUAGAGCUGAAUGAAAAAAUGGAUAAAUUCACUGAUGAUUCGAUUUACAAUUUAAUUGAAGAAAUGGCUCCCAAUCUCACGUACACUAUGCAUGAAUGCCGAUGGCAGCAAAAGAAAAUUAAUUGUGUUGAAUAUUUCAUACCAAUGGUGACUGGUGCAGGUCUUUGUUUUGCAUUCAAUGCAUUAAAUUCGCGUGAUAUUUAUACAGAUGAGUCAGCUUCUGCAUUGAUAAAUACAAAGGCUCGAUCAAAUUUAUCAAAUUGGAGCAUAGAAACUGGUUAUAAUGGCGAAUAUAAUGGUAGCGAAUAUCCAAAUCGUGUGCCUAAAUCAGGUCGUGAACAUGGUCUUGAUAUAGUUCUUUCAAUGAAUACACGCGACCAUGAUGCGUUUUGCGAAGGUGGAAAUCAUGGAUUUCAGAUUGGUCUAAAUGCACCAAGUGACAUGGAACUUAUCGAAAGCAGUCUUAAUUACAUAAAACCAUUCACUGACACCAAAAUAAUAAUUAAACCAACGCUGUUUGCCACUUUGGAUGGAUUGGGCAAUUAUGAACCGAAACAACGCAACUGCUAUUUCAAAUCUGAGCGAAAAUUACGCUUUUUCAAAACUUAUACACAGUCUAAUUGCAAUAUGGAAUGCAGAGCAAAUUUUACCAAGCAAAAAUGUGACUGUGUGAAAUUUAGUUUACCAAGGGAUAACGAUACAGAAAUCUGUGGUGGAGCAAGUAUUGAUUGUUAUAGAACUGCAUGGACUGAAUCACCUAAUUGUAAUUGCUUGCCAAGUUGUAAAUAUACAUAUUACGAUUUGGAAAUGUCGAGUGUAAAGAUAAGUGAUAGUGAAGUAAAAGCAAUGAAAUCUAAAAUGAUGGGUCAAGAGAUAACUCGAUUGUCUAUCUACUUUGAUGACCAAGAAACGAUGAAAAUUGAAAAACGUAUAAAUAGAUACAGUCUGGAGGAUAUUUUGGCGUUUUGUGGCGGUGUGCUUGGAUUAUUUCUGGGCGUUUCACUAUUGAGCAUCAUCGAAAUUGUCUAUUAUUUUACACUUCGUUUGUUCUGGAUCAUUUACCGCCCGAGAAUAGGAAAAGUCAAAGCACCAUUGGAAAAGACGACAAUUGGCGAAAUUCAACGUUCCAAAUAUUGGACGGUAUUUCGUAAACGGAAUGCGUCAUUUUCUUCGAGCAUUUCGGAUAUUUUACAGAGACUUUUGCUUGAAGUCUAA
Messenger RNA from Contarinia nasturtii (swede midge), 1521 nucleotides. Its product is annotated as pickpocket protein 28-like. Gene Ontology annotation, biological process: sodium ion transmembrane transport. Bases 1 to 1521 code for a protein of 506 amino acids. The record is from RefSeq and is a predicted model, not a curated record. The transcript has 6 exons. Gene Ontology annotation, molecular function: ligand-gated sodium channel activity. Lineage: Eukaryota; Metazoa; Arthropoda; Insecta; Diptera; Cecidomyiidae. Gene Ontology annotation, cellular component: membrane.